AUGGGGAAAAACAACAAAGAUAAGCCUGGGGAGGCGGCUGAAGCUCCUUCUGCUACACCUGACUCAUUAGCGGCCAUGUUAGAAACUAUGCGGCAAGAACUCAAGCCUUUGAAAGAUAUACCAGUCUAUAUUACACAGCUUCGAGCUGAUAUCAGAGAGCUAAAAAUUGAACUUUCUGCCAUGCAAGAAAAAUUUCAGUCAGUGAGUGCCAAAUGCAUUGAAGUGGAGGAAAGACUUGCCACCCACGAGACAUCAUGCAAUGAAAAAAUUACCUCAUUAACUAGUCGGGUGGAUCAAUUUGACUCUGCACUGAGGCGCCGUUCUCUCAAGGUACUCGGGUUGAUUGGUGUGGAGGCAAGAACCAACGCCGAGUGGGUAGACUUCAUGGACCUUUUUUUCAGGCAAGUCUUCAAGUUGGACCAAGCAUACCCCUUGGACAUUGAAAAAACCCGUUGCCACCAGUAUAGCAUUUUCUCCGCACCACCGCUCGCCUUCGUUUCGUCUCCCCGUCGACUCACCCAGGCACCUUUUCCAAACUUCGCUGUGGCCGUCACCGCUCGACUCAGGGCCGCCUAUGCCUCGGAUUUCAGUAACUGUCCAGUCCGCUCCGCCAACGCUAUUCAGCCGCCACCGCCACCAGCCGCUCUCGCCCUAUCAAACUUCUUACACGGCCCUUUCGCCUCUCCGCCGCCGCGCCGCGCCGCCAGCAACCUCUCUUCUGUCUUUCGCUUCCCUGCCAGACGGAUGUUGGAACUAGUGCUGGUGGUCAUGCUGCUGCUUUUACCUUCAACUGCAUGCAAAGCAGAGCCCACCAAGUGUGGCAUGAAGGAUGCGCUCCCUGUUCCUCUUGAAUGGUUCCAGCUGGGAGAUCUCCUCAUUGGUGAAAUUGCUUCUCAUUUAUUUUACCAUGUGCAUGAAAUAGACUUCAGACAAUAUCCCGCUCAGGAGUUAUACAGGAAUCCAUAUACAACUACAAAAGUCUACCAACAUGUCCUGGCUCUGGUGUUUGCUAUUGUAGAGAUCAACAAAAAUCCCAGCUUCUUGCCCAAUGUCACUCUUGGGUUCCACAGCUAUGACAGCCGCUAUGAUAAGGAGACCGCCCUCAGGUUGCUCUUUAACGUGCAUCGAUAUUUACCUAACUUUGAAUGUGAUGCCCAUAAAAACCUAAUUGCUGUCAUUGGGAAAUUUAGCUCUGAUACCUCCUUCCACAAGUCAGGCAUACUCAGUCUCUACAAGAUUCCACAGGAGCCAGUGGCCAUCAGUGAAACAUGUACUGGGGAGGAGAGGUUGGAGAGUCUUCCUAGUUCCCUUUUUGAAAUGGGCAUGACUGGUCACAGCUACAGUAUUUACAAUGCAGUCUAUGCCAUAGCACAUGCUGUUCAUGCGCUGUACUCAUCCCAGUUCAAUCACAGGGCAAUGGACAGUGGUGGAAUAAUGGAACUUUAUGAUGUCCAACCUUGGCAGACAUGGCCCCUUUCUCUGUGUAGCGAUUACUGCAAACCUGGCUAUCGUAAGAAAAAGAGGGAAGGGCAGCCAUUUUGCUGCUAUGAUUGUGUUCCAUGCCCAGGAGGGAAGAUUUCAAUCCAAACAAACAUGGACAAUUGCAUCAAAUGCCACAGUGAUCAAUAUCCAAGCAAAAACAAAGAUGGAUGCAUCGCCAAGACAUUAAGCUUCUUGUCUUUUGAAGAACCUUUAGGAAUUAGUUUGGCUUCCAUAGCUGUCUGUUUUUCCCUCAUCACAGCCACAGUGCUAGGAAUCUUCAUUAAGCACAAAGACACCCCCAUCGUCAAAGCCAACAACCGAGAGAUCACCUACGUACUUCUCAUCGCUCUCCUGCUCUGCUCACUUUCUUCUCUUCUAUUCCUUGGCCGACCAAGGAAGGUGACCUGCUUUCUCCGACAGUCUGCUUUCGGCAUCAUCUUCUCAGUGGCUGUUUCCUGUGUUUUGGCCAAAACCAUUACUGUGGUUGUAGCUUUUAUGGCCACCAAACCAGGGUCCAGCAUGAGGAAGUGGGUGGGGAAAUGGCUGGCUAACUCCAUCAUCCUUUCCUGUUCCCUCGUUCAAGCCAGCAUUUCUAUGGUGUGGCUGGCAACCUCACCACCUUUUCCUGAUUUUGAUACAGAGUCUCUGACAAAAAGUUUGAUACUAGAAUGUAAUGAGGGGUCUGUCACUAUGUUUUAUAUUGUCUUGGGCUACAUGGGGCUUUUAUCUCUCAUCAGCUUGACUGUGGCUUUUCUAGCCAGGAAGUUGCCAGACAGUUUUAAUGAAGCCAAGUUCAUCACUUUCAGCAUGUUGAUCUUUUGUAGUGUUUGGGUCUCUUUCGUUCCAGCCUAUCUGAGCAGCAAAGGGAAAUCCAUGACCGCCGUGGAGAUCUUUUCUAUUUUGGUGUCUAGUGCUGGGUUACUAGGCUGUAUCUUUUCCCCUAAAUGCUAUAUCAUUGCUUUGAAACCUGAGCUGAACAGGAAAGAGGCACUAAUAAGGAGAAAAAAAUAA
This is a messenger RNA of Heteronotia binoei (common prickly gecko), 2493 nucleotides long. RefSeq names its product vomeronasal type-2 receptor 26-like. Gene Ontology annotation, biological process: G protein-coupled receptor signaling pathway. NCBI's taxonomy places the organism in Eukaryota, Metazoa, Chordata, Lepidosauria, Squamata, Gekkonidae. Gene Ontology annotation, molecular function: G protein-coupled receptor activity. The record is from RefSeq and is a predicted model, not a curated record. The transcript is spliced from 7 exons. Gene Ontology annotation, cellular component: membrane. Bases 1 to 2493 code for a protein of 830 amino acids.